Ascoidea rubescens DSM 1968 is the source of this 1581-nucleotide messenger RNA. It is a transcript of the gene ARP2, whose product is annotated as actin-related protein 2. The record is from RefSeq and is a predicted model, not a curated record. The coding region runs from base 457 to 1470 and encodes 337 amino acids. Gene Ontology annotation, molecular function: actin filament binding. Lineage: Eukaryota; Fungi; Ascomycota; Saccharomycetes; Ascoideales; Ascoideaceae. Gene Ontology annotation, biological process: Arp2/3 complex-mediated actin nucleation. Gene Ontology annotation, cellular component: Arp2/3 protein complex; actin cortical patch. The transcript has a single exon.
UGGUUUUAUUAUUCAAUCUUGCACAUAAUCACUUUGUAAUGUCUGAAAUACCAAUUGGUAAGUGUUUUACACCAGCAGUAUUACUCUCAUUGUGUCAUCAGUGGAUCAUUUAGACAGUGAUUUGGGAUUUCCAGUACUAAUUGAAAGAACAGAAAAUGUCUUUUUUUUUUUGCAAUAUCGAGAUGAGAUUUAGAUUGAUAGUGAAAAUCACAGCGAAUAUAAAAAUGAAAUACUUCAAUUAAAGAUCGAAAUUACUGACAUUUUCUAUUUUUUUUUUUGCUCUUUAUCAUAGUUCUCGAUCAAGGUACUGGUUUCGUUAAAAUUGGUUAUUCCGGAACCAAUUUUCCUGAACAUACUUUUCCUUCAAUUGUUGGAAGACCAAUUCUUAGAGCCGAAGAAUCAAACUCUUCUUUGGCUCUAUUACAAGAUUUAAAAGAUAUAAACUUAAAAGAUAUAAUGUGUGGUUAUGAAGCUCAAAAGAUUCGUUCAAUUUUACAAAUCUCUUAUCCAAUGGAAAAUGGUAUCAUAAAAAAUUGGGAAGAUAUGCAGCAUCUUUGGGAUUAUUCCUUUUAUGAAAAGAUGCAAAUUGAUCCACAUGGUAAAAAAGUCCUCUUAACUGAACCUCCUAUGAAUCCUUUAAGAAAUAGAGAAAGAAUGUGUGAAAUAAUGUUGGAAAAUUAUCAAUUUUCUGGGGUCUACGUGGCAAUCCAAGCUGUAUUAGCCUUAUAUGCUCAAGGUCUAUCCUCUGGUGUUGUAGUAGACUCUGGUGAUGGUGUAACUCAUAUUGUCCCUGUUUAUGAUUCUGUAGUCUUAACUCAUCAAACAAAAAGAAUAGACAUAGCAGGUAGAGAUGUAACUAAAAACUUGAUAAAUCUAUUACUAAGAAGAGGUUAUGCAUUCAACAGAACAGCUGAUUUUGAAACCAUUAGACAAAUAAAAGAAAAAUUAUGUUAUAUUUCUUAUGAUCUAGAUUUUGAUACUAAACUAGCUCAAGAUACAACGGUUUUAGUUGAAAACUAUGAGUUACCUGAUGGCAGAGUAAUCAAAAUUGGUUCUGAAAGAUUUGAGGCUCCGGAAUGUCUCUUCCAACCAAAUUUAAUUGGUGUUGAACAACAAGGUAUUGGUGAAGCUCUAUUCAACACUAUACAAUCCUGUGACGUUGAUAUUAGAAGCACUUUAUAUAAAUCUAUUGUUCUCUCUGGUGGUUCAAGUAUGUACCCUGGAUUGCCUUCAAGAAUAGAAAAAGAAUUGAAACAAUUAUGGUUCACUAGAGUAUUGAAUGGAAAUGCUGAAAGAUUAUCCAAAUUUAAACUAAGGAUCGAAGAUCCUCCAAGAAGAAAACAUAUGGUCUUUAUUGGUGGUGCUGUUUUAGCUCAAAUUAUGCAAGACAAAGAACAUAUGUGGUUAACAAAACAAGAAUGGGAAGAGCAAGGCCCAAGGAUUUUACAAACCAAAUUUGGUCCUAGAUAGUUAUAGUUAUAGUUAUUAAUCAUAGCUAUUGCUAUGAUUAAGUUCAUAUUUUUAUGUAUACAUAUAUAUAUGUAUAUUUAGAAUCACCAAAAUAUUAUGUUGCUAAAGCCC